Molecule: messenger RNA, 1455 nt
Organism: Salarias fasciatus (jewelled blenny)
Lineage: Eukaryota; Metazoa; Chordata; Actinopteri; Blenniiformes; Blenniidae
Exons: 5
Coding region: 178-900 (240 amino acids)
Molecular function (GO): peroxiredoxin activity
Source: RefSeq, a predicted model, not a curated record
ACACAAGUCCACGGAUGUUUAGUGAAGGCUUGCAUUAAUAUAGUGACGCAUAUAAAAAUAGACAGACAUCAAGAAGGCUGAUGAGUUUACCGUGUUGAUUUCUGUAAUUCUCAUUAGGGUUUGUCUAACUUGCUUCUGUGAACAACUCGGAGGUUAUUGGUGCUCUUGGAAUCAGACAUGGCGAGUAACUUAGUCUUCAAGUUGUUUCGACCGCCUGUUUUCACACAUCUUACUUCUCUCCGGGUUGCGGCGAAUGCAGUUGCGGUGACCAGAAAGUGCUCCAGUGGCAGCCCUCCAGAGAAAGUCAGCCGAUAUCCAGUCCCCAACAGGAAAGACCUGCCCUUUGACAUGCUGGAGCUGAUGGAGGAAGUGGAGGAAAAGGGAGGCUUUUUGCCUAAUGUUUUCAAAGCUCUCUCCCACAGGCCAGGGGAAUUCAGAGCCUUCUUCUCAUAUUACAAUGAACUCAUGAACAAGGAGACAGGCGGACUGACGAAGGCAGAUCGUGAGCUGAUUGUUGUGGCAACCAGUAUCCACAACAAGUGCCUUUACUGCGUGGUAUCCCACAGUGCACUGCACCGCAUCUACUCCAGGAAGCCCACUCUCGCUGAUCAGGUCGUUGUGAACUAUAAGAACGCAGAUCUAACCCCUCGGGAGAUCGCUAUGCUGGACUUCGCGAUGGCCGUGUGUCGCAGCGACACCAUCACAGAGCAGCACUUUGAGUCUUUGGAGGAAGUUGGCUUCGAUCGUGAGGACGCUUGGGACAUCGCUGCCAUCGCUGCGUUCUUCGCCAUGUCAAACCGGCUGGCUCACCUGGCGGACAUGAGACCAAACGUAGAGUUUUAUAAUAUGGGCCGCAUUCCACGAGACAAGAGCAAGAGGAAACCAGGAGAUGAAAGCUAAAGGGGGAUGGUCAGAGGUGAGACCAUCAGGGGUCACAGAUCCUUCCUAACACUGAUGAAAUGUUUAUUUUUAUUUUUUUUGUGUUUGGUGAAAUUAAAUGCAUUAUGGGAUUUACAGAUUCAGAAUGUCAACCCACACAAGCAGUAUGAAUGUUAAGACUGGAUAUUUGUUGCUAUGUGAAUCAAUCGAGUGUUUUUUUUUUUAAUGUGCUCAUUUUUAUUAUUUAAUAUAAGUCUUGGCUGCUGGACACUGUGGCCUUUCAUUGGACAGUAAUGGAAAUAGUGUGGGAGCCACAUCAGUGGUUUAGUGGACGACUCGUGCCUCACAGUAAAAAUUUCCCUGUUUAUAUUCUGGGUUUUUAAGGGCUGCUGUUUUAAAUUUAUAGCUCCUCCUUCAGUUUGUGUGUGUGUUUUAUUUUUCUUUUUUCUUUUCUCACUGUUCACAAAGAUGUGUUUGAGGUUUGUGAUACUUUUAAGCUUCACUGGUUCAUGUUAACAUUCAACAAAUGCAGCCUCUGAAUCAUUUUAGAACUGAAUUAUAACCAAUUAGUUUUGG